Messenger RNA from Exserohilum turcica Et28A, 630 nucleotides. RefSeq lists its product as uncharacterized. The record is from RefSeq and is a predicted model, not a curated record. The annotation marks the transcript as partial. The transcript has a single exon. NCBI's taxonomy places the organism in Eukaryota, Fungi, Ascomycota, Dothideomycetes, Pleosporales, Pleosporaceae.
GUAUCGAACUUCGAAGCGCGGCUGCGCGAAACGCAGGCUCAAGAAGCUAUUGUCCCACCCGCUGACGGCAGCGAGGAGGCAACGAUAGCUUCUAACGAGCCUGCUGGCAUAGGCUUCGACGAACACCUAGUAGACGCCUUCGAAGGCCUUGACUGGGGCCACUUUCCUCAGUAUAUGAAGCCUUUGGCGUCGCAGCGCGGGAAGAAAAGCUGGAUAUACCUUUAUGGCUACCGCGUCGCGUCGCGGAUUAAUCCUAGACGCCACUACUUUAUAUGCCGCUUUUGCUAUAAGCAAAAGUUUAUUGACGCUGGUGUCUGUUGUAUAUAUGAAACAACAAGAUCAACGUCAGCAGCCCAGCGACAUCUUGAGGAGGAUAAGCCUGGCCAUGGCUACAAGACACCCGAGAAAGCUGAUGCUGAAGUACUCAACACUAUCCAGGCUGUGCUUACUGGCAAUCGAGUUAGCCAAGCAGUCGCGAAUGAGCUCUCUAGCUUCAAUAUCCAGCGCUUUAGGCUUGCAGCAGUUGCCUGGAUUGUUAAGACUAACCAGCCACUUUCCACUUUCGAGUCGCCAGCUUUUCGAGACCUUAUCGCGUCAGCUAAUCCACAAGCGGAGGAAGCUCUAUGGGCU